Messenger RNA from Selaginella moellendorffii, 2630 nucleotides. RefSeq lists its product as uncharacterized. NCBI's taxonomy places the organism in Eukaryota, Viridiplantae, Streptophyta, Lycopodiopsida, Selaginellales, Selaginellaceae. The transcript has 2 exons. Gene Ontology annotation, biological process: oxygen transport. The record is from RefSeq and is a predicted model, not a curated record. The coding region runs from base 370 to 2406 and encodes 678 amino acids. Gene Ontology annotation, molecular function: oxygen carrier activity.
CAGGCCGCAAAGGGAGAUCAACAUUACAGGCUAUGCUAUAGGAUGUGUGGGUUCCUUGUUAAGUCUCCAAUGCUGGAAACACUAGAGCUUAUUAAAGGGACUCGAUGAUUAUCCAGACCUGCGUUACAUGCUGGUUAGAUCUCUAUCAAAUAAGAACAGAGCCCGACCUGAGAACAGAUCGUCCGCUCUCGAGCCCGGCUCUGUUCUCGGGCUUCUUGUCAAACAACGGGGCUCGCCCUCCGGAGAAUCGGAGAUUCACGGCUGAUCACCGAUUUGGGCAGCUCAAAGAAAACCUUGAAAGCAGGGCAUAUGUGCUCGUGUCUCACCUCCUAGCGGCCGGAAUUCAGGUUAGGGUUCUUGGCAGCUGCCAUGCUUGCAAGAAAGAAGGCGGAGGCGAAGCGUGUGAAGGCGCGGCUCCGCGAUGUGGAUUUCGCCAGGCUUCAGGCUCCAGGCCGGUCGCAGACGUUGCCCUUUCCAGGUUUGAGUACCUCCGCCGUAGGCAAGAGGCCACCACGGGAAUUUGAGUUUGUGGGUCGUUCGGCGUACUCGGACAUCAUGAGGCUGGUUAUAGAAGAAGACCCACAAUCCCCGACUCGGGGCCUGCUCAUUACUGGUGCCAGGGGGAAAGGAAAGAGUUGCAUGUUGCGAGCGGUUGCAGUGGAGCUUGUUGGACGCUCUCAACGAGCAAUAUGCUUUUGGUACCUGGACGCUUGUCAGGACGUGCUGCGCCAAGUUCAGGACUCUCUUCUGUUUGCAUACAGUGACAGUGAGGAAGCGCUUGCAGAGAUUGAACGCGUCAGCUCUGUGGAGUCGUUGUCUGGCUUUCUCGAGGGCAGAAAGGCGGCUGGGGAUUUUAUUUUCUUUGUGAGUGAUGAUGAGGAGAACUACGAUGAUCAACACAAGGAUGGUACUUCACGCAGGCGAGCUGAGGCGAAGAAGUGGCUGGAAGCUUUGCAAAGAGGGUGCGACGUUGUAAUCAAGACCUUGUCGCCUGAAGCUCAUGACGUGAGAGUGGGCGCAAGCCAGAUGGAAGAGUACGAGCUGAAAGAUAACUUUGGCGAGGAGGAGUAUUCUUCGUUCAUAAGAGGAACCACCACCGUCCUUGGAGGGAUGCUCAAGAACCAUCCGGACCGUGAGGAGGAUGUUCUCUUGUUUGCUGGAAAGCACCCCAUGUCCUUGUUCUACCUCAGCAGUGCGUGUGACGAGUAUGUACGAGACAUCACCGGUAUCUCCUGUUCAAGGAAAAGGCCCAGGCUUAAAAGUUUUGGGAUGAUAGAUGUCCAAACGGGUGAAACGCGAGUGUACGAAGAUCCUGGGAAGAUGGAACUAGAGGGUUUCCUAGAUGAUGAGCAGGCGUGGCAGGCGGUGCUGCUGAAGUUUAAGCAGGGAGAACCAUUCAAAUCCAUACGGAAGUACAUCAAGGAUUACAGGGGCCCGGAGGAAUCUUUACGUGAUCCUGCAUCGGUGUCCAAGAGUUUUGUCAGCGGAGAUGGUAGUUUCUGCACCGACUUCAUCUAUGCAGUCCAUUUAGAGGCAGCUUUGGAGCGCUUGAAGGGCUUGGUUUUCCGUUCACCGACAUUCCAGGCCAUUGUGCAGGGUAAACUCGAUGACCCGGACAUCAUCUGGUCCCAUAUCGGAUGGGCCUGCGAGGGGUUUGUAGCAGAGGCUAUCAUGGCGGUGGGGCUGAAAUUCAAGCAGCGUGUGCGUCGUCCAGUGGAGCUGAAGAGUCUAAACGGUGAACCCGUGCGGUUAGAUCCAAGCCAGUGGGAGCCUUUCAAGCCUGUGUACCUGAAACCAGGCAGGUACUCUUUCAAGUACAUUGACGGGGUUAUCGCGUGGGUUGACGAGAAAGGGGUGUUGCAUUUCUUAGCGCUUCAGGUGACGGUCAGCCCGGAGGGACACACCAAAACGGAGUAUCAGUUCAUGCAACGAGCACAAGUGGAACGCUGGUACACUGGACCCUGCAUCUGGUACUAUGUUUACCUCUGCCCUGUGAAGGUAGAAUCGUUGGAGGAGUCCCGGAAGGCUUCUUCUUCCAGAGGAGGUUCAUCGCCCACGUCCAGCAGGCCGGUUCAGUCACAAGAGACGUUGGUGGAGUACCAGAGGGAACAGCUCCAGUUUGAUCAGUGCUUUGACCAAAAUCUGGGACAGGAGGAAGUGUUGCUCCUCCGGAAGCUCGGGGAAGUCAGGGAGAGGGAAAUGGAACGGAGGAAGAAGGCCAAAGCCAUGCAAGAGCACAGCUAUCGCCAACUUCUAAAGAGCUUGCCUCCUCGGAAAUGGGCACUCUACAAGAGACUGAAGACGAGAGAAUUGCUGGAAGUGGAGGCCAAGAAAUGCGGCAUCAGUGACCCCUCCCCCAAGAACUACAAGAACAUCUACGUCUUGCUUUCAGCCAUGGACGUUUAAAUUAGUUUCUCAGGAUUUUGGGAUUUAACCUGGGACUAUUUGGAGCUUCCAGAAGAUGUCCAUCAUCGUCCAGUCUCCUGUCUGGACGAUGACGACAGGAUCUAUCUUCUAACUAGAGGGUGGCGGCCCGGACUUAAAUCAGAUUCAAGAGCCCCUGGAAGAGCCCUUUCUGGUGCCUAUCUGGUAUUUUCAAUUCAUCCGGCUGCACAUCUUAACCGUUCUAA